UUUUUAGAAUGGAAAUGAAUAUUACCCUUCCUUCUUUUUCCUCUGACGAAUCUGAAGGCGAAACUGAAGUAAAGCCAAAAAUUAUUCAACAAAAACGCCCUAAAUCUAUUUUAAAUCGCUGCAAUGAAGCAAUUCUUAAGAGACAGAUCUCCAUUUUACAGGAAAAUCCUUUCACAGAAAGUUAUGCUACCAUCAUAGGAAGACAAGAAAACUUUACCUUAAUUAUUGAAAUUAUAGAGAUGGCAAGCUGCAGCUGUGUGCCGGUUGACGCUACUUGGUUAACCAAACGUUUCAAUGAAUUAACAACUGAAUCGGAUCAAUUGGAAGACUUGGAUUUCUGCCGCAAAUAUAUACUAAAAUAUGCACAAGCUGCUGAAUAUGAAGCUCAACUUAAAUUAAAUAAUGACAAACUUAUCUCACGACAACUUCUUAACAUCCGAUUGAAAGUAGAUGAAAAGGAUAACUCAAAUUCGCUUAGAAAACGUGGUCUGCCACCACCUAGAAAAAGGUCACGGACUGUUGAAUCUUCUGAGAAUCGAGUUCAGUCUGAUGAUGAAUUUGAUCCAUAUUUGAAACGAACGGAAGAGAUUGAAGAUAUUUUUGCGAAGCAGCCUUCUCCAGUUCCUGAACCUGCUCCAGAAGUUACUCUUAUUGACUCAAAUGAUGAUGAUGAAUAUAUUCAACCUUUGAAUAAUGUUAAUGGAAUUAAGCAAAAACCUAAUGAGCCAACUAGACGACAACAAAUCAUACAAAGAAUCUCGGGCGAUACUUACGAUACUGUGCCUCCAAAUUACGUUUUUGAAACUCGAGGAAGGAGUGGACAAAGAAUCAAACAACCCAAAAUUAAACACCCAAAACCAACUGCCGUAAAGAGUCGAAUUCGUUUGGAACCCAUUCAAAAACCCCGAAAUAUUCGUGAAGAUACUUUUGAAUGUUUGGAAGAGACCUUAAGCUCUUCGGCUUCUGAUGUUGAGGACAGUGAACUUGAAGAUACUUCUCCUAGCAGUAGUAAUCAAUCUAGUAUUCAAAUAUGUUCCAGUUCAUCGAGCAGUAUUCAAUUUAUUAAAAUUAAAAAAAGUUCAUCGCUCAGAUCAACGUUGAGAUCGAAGAAUGGAAUUAGAUGUGAAAAGAGCGUUCAUUAUACUGAAGAUACCGUGUUUCCCAAUGUCUUCCAAGCUACAAGUCCAGCUUUUCUCAAACAUAAAACGGUUACAUUAACUGGCCAAACAAAAAGAACUCAUCGCAUUCUAUCGUCGAGAGAAAAUGCUCCGGUUGUCGCAAGUGGAUCCUCCACCCUUUACAAAAAAGUCCCAAGUUCAGAUUUUCCCAUAAAGAUUUCAAGGAGAGACAAUCCUUUAAUUAAAAAAGCACAAGAAAUUGCCGAUUUAAAAGAAAAUAUUCGAAAAGAAUUUAUGGAGCUUUUAACGAAAUUCUUUAGUUUUAAAUAUCGUGUUUCUCGGCUGUUUAUUGUUGAUUCUAUAAUGGAACCUUUAGAUGAAGAUGUUUUUAAGAAUAUGUCCAUUUUUUCUAUGGGUUAUCCUCGUAUGCCAGAAUGGUUUAUGUAUGCAUUAGAUCGUUGGUGGCAAGAUGGUAGCCAAAAACAUUUUUAUUUUAGUAAAGUUUUUAUCUUACUUGGAAUGGAUUUAAAUAUUUACUAUGCUGACCCAGAGGCUAAACAAGAAGAAGUAGUUAUAAAUUUUCUGAAAAGUUUACAUGCUUGGUUUGAUGAUAAAAUGAAAAAAGUUCAAAGUGAUCUUCGAUUUAAUUUGGAAAGAAAUGAUCAAACAGUCAAAGUAAUUAAAAAUGUUGAGGAUAUGCAUGGCAAUCCACUUCAAGUAUCUCAAUAUCCACUUCGCUUAGCGCAUGUGCCAUAUUUUGUUGUUAUUACUGUGCCUGAAAUUGGAGACUGGGAAGUCUUUUUUCAAGGAUUGAAUGAUCGUUUACGUCAAUUUGUUAGCGAAAAUAAAAGAACUUUUACUUUACUUGACUGGGCAAAUAUUUUAAAGAAAAUGAAGCCUGAUGAUGUUUCAACAGUGGAAAAGAGAACAGCAGUUUUAAUUAGGGAAAUGCAUCUUGAACAUGGGGUAUUAUAUCAUUGA
Meloidogyne enterolobii is the source of this 2099-nucleotide messenger RNA. NCBI's taxonomy places the organism in Eukaryota, Metazoa, Nematoda, Chromadorea, Rhabditida, Meloidogynidae. The record is from the annotation of a GenBank genome assembly.